Messenger RNA from Racocetra persica, 1243 nucleotides. The record is from the annotation of a GenBank genome assembly. NCBI's taxonomy places the organism in Eukaryota, Fungi, Glomeromycota, Glomeromycetes, Diversisporales, Gigasporaceae.
GACGUUGUAAAAUGGACCCUUCAGCAACGUUGUUGAGUAUUCUUCACAAAACCCAAGCGUCACCUUCCGAAUCGACAAUGGCUGGUCAAAGAAGUCCACCAACACCCUCUUAUCCGCCAUCGCAACCAACUCCACCUCCGAGGCAAAGCCCUCCCAAGACUUUUGGUUUUAAUCAGACAUUUACUCAACAAACUGGGUAUAAUUCCACUGUUACUUAUUCACCAACUACCGUGCCACCACCGCCACCACCAUUACCUGAACCAGAAGUAAUGUCACCUAGCCCUUUGACGUCUUUGUUUAAGACUAUAAAUCCCAAUUCCCUUACUUCGCCUGUAUCAACGACACCACAUAAUGUUGUAGUUAGCCAAAUACAAAGUCCUUCAAAUGGCGAAUUUAAAAAUUUAUCCUCUCCAACGACAGUUGACCCAACUUUAAACGUCGAUAAAGCUUCAACCGAAUCUCUUAAACUUGCAUUAUUUGGCCGUCCUACACCGGUCACGAGCCAUGAAGAAAGUCAGCAAGAAAACGAAAUCCAAUAUCAACCUGAAACUUCAAUGGUUUCAAAUGAAAGUCCAGAAGACGAAGAUAACUCUUUUCUUGAAGAAACAUCUGAAAUAGAUGAACAUUUAUCAUCUCCCACUGAAGUUAUUGAUUACAACAAAUUAUCUAGUUUGGAAUCUUUUAAACAAACUUCCACUACUACAGCUAUUAAACAUUCACCGCCCAUGACGAACAAAUCGAUAUUCACAUAUAGCAAUCCAUUUGACCUUUUAAAAAAAUCACCGCCAUCUUCUCCUUCUCACCGGCAUCCAGUCGUUCACCAGUGGCCGUCACAAUCGUCUCCACCCUCACAAAAGAGAAAAGACGUAUCGACUGUUCAAAAAGAAGGUGGAAUUUUCUAUAGAUCUCAACAACAAAUUGAACCAUUCCUUUCUGGAUUUUCGGCUUGGAAUGUACGCGCGAGCGCAGCGCCAAAAGGUCAAACAAGUAUUCCGGAUGGUGUAAGACUUCCCAGAGGAGUUCUUCUGUAUGAUACUGGCGAACGAAAUGAAAAGGUCUUGUGCUCAAAGGAUUUGAAUCUUACAACCAUAACUCUUAUUCCAAGUGAUUUGGAAUACCGUCUUGGAAAAUCCAUUGCGGUCAACGGGCGUUACAUAUGCUAUGUUGUUAAAGGUGGGAAAAUUAGAGUUAUUAGCGCUUUAUAUGGAAGCAGAACCUUAUUGCGGAAUCAUGACAAGGAUAA